AAAAACGCUUCAACGUGUCAAAACAUUACAUUUCCACUCUCACAUUCAGACGCACCAAUCCUCUGUUUUGGAUUUUGAAGAGAAAAUGGCAAGCAGCGACGUGAAGCUGAUCGGUGCAUGGGCGAGUCCCUUUGUGAUGAGGCCGAGGAUUGCUCUAAACCUCAAGUCUGUCCCCUACGAGUUCCUCCAAGAGACGUUUGGGUCUAAGAGCGAGUUGCUUCUUAAAUCAAACCCGGUUCACAAGAAGAUCCCGGUUCUGCUUCAUGCUGAUAAACCGGUGAGUGAGUCCAACAUCAUCGUUGAGUAUAUCGAUGACACUUGGAGCUCAUCUGGACCGUCCAUUCUCCCUUCCGAUCCUUACGAUCGGGCCAUGGCUCGGUUCUGGGCUGCUUACAUCGACGAAAAGUGGUUUGUCGCUCUAAGAGGUUUCCUAAAAGCCGGAGGAGAAGAAGAGAAGAAAGCUGUGAUAGCUCAACUAGAAGAAGGGAAUGCGUUUCUGGAGAAGGCGUUCAUUGAUUGCAGCAAAGGAAAACCGUUCUUCAACGGUGACAACAUCGGUUACCUCGACAUUGCUCUCGGGUGCUUCUUGGCUUGGUUGAGAGUCACCGAGUUAGCAGUCAGCUAUAAAAUUCUUGAUGAGGCCAAGACACCUUCUUUGUCCAAAUGGGCUGAGAAUUUCUGUAAUGAUCCCGCUGUAAAACCUGUCAUGCCCGAGACUGCAAAGCUUGCUGAAUUCGCAAAGAAGAUCUUUCCUAAGCCGCAGGCCUAAGUUGUUGGUGGACUAGGUUUUGUAUUUGUGGGUUGGGUUCUUGCAAGAAUAAAUUAAGAGUGUUAUUGUUUUUAGAUGGCUUUAUCUUUGUGUGUGAGUUUUAAUCAGGCGUACGUUAAACGUUACGUAUGUAUCAGGUUUGGUGAAUGAUUUUAUUUAGGUUAUGUUGAUUGAGAAGUAUUUUUUUUUAAUUAUUGUAUAUAUCUAACUCGCUAAUUCCUAGAAGAAUCAACAAUCACGUGAAUUGGUCCUAUUGCCAGGAUUUAAUCGUUUCAUUGUUGGCCACACUUCAAUUUCUCACCACUCGUUUACAAGGCUGUACCACGUGUCGAAAUUUAAUUCGUAUAUCUUCAUUAUCCGUUACCUAAACCCUCUAAUGGAAACCUACCCU
Arabidopsis thaliana (thale cress) is the source of this 1160-nucleotide messenger RNA. It is a transcript of the gene ERD9, whose product is annotated as Glutathione S-transferase family protein. Gene Ontology annotation, biological process: toxin catabolic process; glutathione metabolic process. The transcript is spliced from 2 exons. The record is from RefSeq and is marked reviewed. Lineage: Eukaryota; Viridiplantae; Streptophyta; Magnoliopsida; Brassicales; Brassicaceae. The coding region runs from base 86 to 769 and encodes 227 amino acids. Gene Ontology annotation, cellular component: cytosol. Gene Ontology annotation, molecular function: glutathione transferase activity.